CAGAUGAGUCACCCACUGUUUUGUAUCUAUGUUCCAAAUUCCAAGGCACGGGCUUCGAGUAGUUCGUGUUUUGUGUCUGUAAGUCAUUCGCUGAAACAUUAAGAAGGUUUUCAGUGAAUAUUUUCGCGGUCUAGGGUGUUGUGGGUUGUCCCCAAGCCCCACCCAUAAAAGUGUUCGUUUCCGGGGUCAUUUCGAAUCCCGGCAUGGCGGAAGGAAGGUGAACAUGGUGAACGGCUAGCGGCGAGCGAUCACACCAAGUCCGGGAGAGCGACAAAAAAAAUACCUCAACGCUUCGCCGAGGGCCCGUAGUUAGCGCCGAUGGGCCGGGAAGAUGGUUAGGCACAGGACUAGUAGAAUGAGAGUGAAACUGCGGGCGCUCUUCGCGGCGCUGAUGCUGUUUUCCGUGCUGUGCUCGGUGAUGUACUAUAUCUAUGCGGCCCCCGGUGCAGCUAACACCCUGUGGUUCACGUACCUUGCCUUCAACAAGGACAUAGCAGAGAAGAUAGUGAGCUGGAAGGAUGCGUUAGUGCCUGACAGAAUAGUCAUCCCACCUGAACAAUGGGAACUCAUGCAGAAAAAUAACAUCUCCUAUGAGAAUCUACUCGAAGAGUACAAAAGAAACCUGUCCAGGUGGAAUGAAGUGAGCACCACGUUCGCACCCCCGAAUCUGGUGCUGAAUGCGAAUGAGCUCUGUCCAGAGAGAUUACCCUCAAUGACGGGAGAGAUAGAGGUGAACAUGACUGAGGUGAACUUGACCACAGUGAUGAAUGAAAUUCUCCUGGACGGUCCCAUCAAACCAGGGGGGCACUGGGCACCAACAGACUGUAAAGCAAAAUACAAGGUUGCAAUCUUAGUCCCUUACCGGAACAGGGAGGAGCACAUCCCCAUCCUGUAUCGCCAUCUCAUUCCAAUGCUGCGCAGACAGAAACUCGAGUUUGGCUUCUACUUCAUAGAGCAAGCUGGGACCAACCCCUUCAACAGAGCAAUGCUUUUUAACGUCGGCUUCAAGGAGGCCAUGAAGCGCUAUCCCUGGGACUGUUUCGUCUUCCAAGACGUAGACCACAUUCCUGAGAACAAUAGAAACUACUAUGGCUGUGGACAGAUGCCCAGACACUUCGCAGUCAAGCUGGACAAGUACAUGUACAGACUACCUUAUGACGAGUUCUUCGGAGGCGUGAGCGGACUGACCACAGAGCAGUUCAAGAAAAUUAACGGCUUCCCCAAUGCAUUCUGGGGCUGGGGCGGGGAGGACGAUGACCUCUGGGCCAGAGUUGCGAAUGCUGGUUACGAGGUGUCCAGACCACCAGGCGAUGUAGGGAAGUACAAGUCCAUCCCUCAUCAUCAUAGAGGGGAGGCCCAGUUCCUGGGAAGGUGGGGCCUUCUGAAGCAGUCGAAGACGCGGAACUUCUUAGACGGGCUGAACAACAUCGUGUACGAGCCCCUCAUCACGGUUCACCCGCUGUACGUCAACAUCACCGUGGACCUACAACCCAUGGAGGUGGACUAUCCCGAGGAGAGCUAGCACAGGGGGGAGGGGGGCACUCCGAGAUAGAGGUUGUACUACUCCGUAAAUAACCCCCUGGGCCCUCUGUGCAUCGUCCCCAGGCCUGGUCAGCAAGAAGGGCGCAUGACGAAAAUUUGAUGAAACAUUUUUUGAUGCCCUUUUGAUACCUCACAGAUGUAAGAGUGGUUGUAUGUGCAAGCCGGUGUUGAAAUACUGUGAAAUGUUGUUAAGUAAGUUAUCUCUCUCUCUGAGUGUAAUCGUAGCCAAAUGUAUGAGUCGACCAAGGCCUUAUUAAAGGGGGUUGCACACAGGACCUUGGGAAACCAAAGUGAGUCAGUGUAAAACUAGAAGCAGGCUGCUAUAAGUUAAAACUGCAGUAAAAUUAUAUCUGCCAGACACCAAGAAAUGCCUGAACACGUCAAGCCAGGCUUGCACCUACAAGGGUAGUCCUACAGUCCGGCCCAGUCCUGGACAACUUUCAAAGGUGGUCCAACCUCGAAACUUCUCCCAAUAUUCCUGCCAUGUUAGGUGUUAAGUGUCCCACAGUAUUUUUUACAGCUUGGUUGAUAUUGCAGGCAGCCCAACUUCAACGGUUGCCAGCCUCACUAAAAUUUGACCUGAACAAAAUGUGCACUGUACAGAAGUUGUCCACUCAAUCAAUCAAUUCCGCGUUUGUUGUUCCCACAUACAUGUACAUUUGUAGUUUAAAGGUGCAACUGUACGGUGAGAAGAUGCAGUUGUCUAGAAGUGAAUCCGUUUAUUUCACGCUUCUCAUCUGGAGGUUGAGAAUGAUUCAGGUAGUCAGGUACACGUUAGUAUAUGCCAAACUCAAUUUGGUAGUUCAAAGCUGAAGCUUGCUGGGCAUCUGAACAAGUCAUCCGAAAACAGCAACACGAGGAAUAAUAAGAAGCAAUUAUUGGUCUCUAAUCAGAGGCAGGGUCUGACUGAAGUGUUUUUGAGGCUUUUUGUACGUCUUUCUAGGAGAGAGUAUUCGGAAAAUGCAGACCCAAAGUAAAACUUACAACGAGCCUCAAAAACAGGCACAAAACCGUGCAGAGCCCAGCCUGAGUGCCAUCCAAUUUGCUAUAGGCUCCCUAUAUACUCAUUGGCCAUAGCAAAUCAGUUGGCACCCAGGCUACAAAAGCUGGACACUACUUGGAGAUUCGCAAUGUUAGGCCAGUUCAGUACUUUUGCGCUUGAGUACUUUCUUUUUUUUUUAAACACUUAUUAAGUGUAACCUAAUGUUUGUAUAUUGUUUGAUAUACAUGUAUGCGGCUGGGGACGUUUCCUUUAACUGAUGCGUUGUUGAAAGUCAAAUCAAAGAGUGCGAAAAAACAUAUGAUCUUCUCUGGCAGCUGAUGCGAUCAUGAUCAGUUAGGUUAAACGCCGCUUUUUUCGUCAGGUUACGUUACGGGAUCAGAGUUGUGUAAAUAUUCUUUAUUCAGAUGUGAUGGUAUACCUAUACCUUGUUUACUAUUGCGUAUAUCAGUUAAGUUGAUAAGAGGAGUGUGUAAAGAGUACUUGAAUGUAUUUUUUAUUCAGGAUAUACACGUAUGUGCUAGUCCGGAUGGCCCUGAAUUGUCAAACUCUGAAAACAUAAGGUACAGUUGUCAGAAUAGAUUUGCUGAUGAGGAAUUUCAUCUACAACACAAGUAAAAGCAGUAUGGUCCGAUUGGCAAAACCUUGCCUGAUUGAAAUGAUCAACCCAAUGCAGUUGUUGUACAAAAACACUAUCUGGUAUACCAGGUGUAGAUAUGAGGCCAUCGGAGUUUGACAUUCAGUGUCCAAUAGGCAUAUCACAAAUCUUGAUGGGCAGACAUACUGUAUAUCUUUUAUCAUGUAUUUUAUGUAUCUGCCAAAAACUUUUGUCUUUGAAAGAAAGAAAUUUUUCUAAGUUGGUAUGUUUCAAGCAAAGAGGCCUACUUAAUGAUUGUGUUACAUUUGUGCUUAAAAUUGCUUUAUACUUGAAACUUUAUACUUACAAAAGCGCCAUGGCUGAAACUUCAAGCAAAAGGGUGGACAGUGGUGUAUCAGGAGAAAAUGUAUUGUUUGAGAUCUGUCUUGGAGUUGUUUUGCAGCCUCAAAGGCUAGUAUUAAUUUCUGAUGGUGCUUUUUUUUUGUGUACAAACUUCCCUGGCCUGUCUUUAUAGCUUAUCUGUUAGAGUGAAGUUCUGUCUGAUGCUUAACUUGUUGCUGAUUUUUGUUUAUUAACCUGUACCUUAACUUCCAACUCAUGUAUCAUGUCACCAAUAAUCAUUGUUGAUCGUAAAUUAAACAGAAUAUUAUGGAGCACCACUGUACUUUGUAGGUAGAGCCAAAGAAAUUCCUCUUUUUCAACUCCACUCGGUAAAUUUUACUACUAGUAACUACAGUGCUUUUUCAAAUUUUGUACCUUGACAAACUUAAGCAGGCCGCCAUCAGCAAAUAGGUAGAUACAGUGGUUGGAGACAGGCUUAGUUUGUGUUGUUGCUCGCACUAUAAUCAUGACAUGCUUUACUGCACUUGAAAAUUUCUUCAAAUGCUUUUAAAAAGUUACUACCCCGUGUAUUUGUGAUGAACUCACUGACAACUGUAACAUGAUACAGGUAUCAAAUCAUGUAAUUAGCGACCAAC
Molecule: messenger RNA, 4117 nt
Organism: Branchiostoma belcheri (Belcher's lancelet)
Lineage: Eukaryota; Metazoa; Chordata; Leptocardii; Amphioxiformes; Branchiostomatidae
Product: beta-1,4-galactosyltransferase 5-like
Exons: 9
Coding region: 332-1522 (396 amino acids)
Biological process (GO): carbohydrate metabolic process
Molecular function (GO): UDP-galactose:glucosylceramide beta-1,4-galactosyltransferase activity
Source: RefSeq, a predicted model, not a curated record